AUGAAAAUGAUUGGUCCAUUAUCAUUAUUCUUUUUCCGGGAGAUGGAAUCUUUCCGUUUUCAUAUGCACAAGGAGUCAACUGUGGCGGCUACGUGCGUUGAACUCGAUCCAUCCAUCGCAGUCAGUCGGACUCUCAGCCGAGCCGACCAGCUGAGAUCGACCGAGAUGGGUGCCGUGGAGCUCCCGAAGAUCGACUUCUCCGGCGUGGAUGCGUCGGCGCCGGGGACGGGGCGGUGGGACGCAGUGCGCGCGGAGGUGAUGGACGCGCUGGCCACCUUCGGCUGCUUCGACGCGCACUACCCGGCUCUCGCCCCGGCGCAGCGCGCCGCGCUCUUCGACGGCGCCGUCCGCCCGCUCUUCGCGCUGCCUGUGGACGCCAAGCGCCGCAACCACUACGGGCCCGGCAAGCCCUUCCACGGCUACCUCGGGGGCCUCCCGGGCCUCCACGCCUAUGAGAGCCUCGCCAUUGUCGGCGGGCCCGAGCUGGGCGCCGUCCAGGCCUUCGCCGACCUCUUGUUCCCCGCCGCCGACAACGCCGCCUUCUGCGAGGCUGUUCACGGCGCGGCGGCGCGGACGGCGGAGCUGGAGGGGGCGGUGCGGCGGAUGGUCAUGGAGGGGCUCGGGGUGGCCGUCGACGAGGGCCAGGCCCAGAGCGCGCCCUUCUGGCACCUGUUCCGGAUGUCAGAGUACGGGGCGCCGACCGCCGACGAGAGGGCGAGAGAGGUGCGGUACGGGUCGCACCAGGACACCAACUCGCUGAGCGUGGUGUGCCAGCACGAGGUCGACGGGCUGGAGAUGCAGGCCAGGGACGGGCGGUGGGUCCUCGUCCGGCCGUCGCCGGCGUCGCUCGUCGUCAUGGCCGGCAACGCUCUCCGGGUACGCACGGCGUGGUCCAACGACCGGGUGCACGCGCCGUUCCACCGGGUAAGCGUGGGCGGGGACGCGACGAGGUACUCGGCCAUCCUCUUCUCCGUCCCCGGCGAGCCGACGAUACGCGUGCGCGACGAGCUCGUGGACGAGGCCGGCGGCCACCCUCGCCGGUUCAGGGACUACGACUACGACGAGUUCGUUCGCUUCUGCGUCUCCGAGGAGGGUGGUCGCCAUGACGACAAGCUCAAGGCCUACUGCGGAGUAGCUGUGUAG
Triticum turgidum subsp. durum (durum wheat) is the source of this 1143-nucleotide messenger RNA. The record is from the annotation of a GenBank genome assembly. NCBI's taxonomy places the organism in Eukaryota, Viridiplantae, Streptophyta, Magnoliopsida, Poales, Poaceae.